AUGGAUGCCCUUGAGUUUAUCAAAGCUCAACUUCGGACUCUUCCGAUCGUUCCAACGAGGGAAAACUGCACAGGGGGCACCUACAUUGUCACCGGCUCCAACAGCGGCAUCGGCCUUGAAGCCGUCAAGCACCUCGUCGCUCUCGGCGCGAGUCGUGUCAUCAUCGCAGUCAGGUCCGUCCAGAAGGGAGAGGCUGCGAAGCGCGAGAUCGAGAAGACAACCGGUAUCACAGGAGUCGCCGACGUGUGGCAGCUGGACAUGGCCUCCAUCGCUUCCAUCAGGGCCUUUGCUGAGAGAGCCAAGAGAGACCUGGCAAGGAUCGAUGCCCUCGUCGAGAACGCGACGGCUGCUCUCGAUUCGUGGACAGUCUCCGAGGGAAUGGAGACAUCCGUCAUGGUCAAUGUCGUCGGCACCGCUCUGCUCACCUUGCUUCUCAUGCCCAAGAUGAAGGAAAGCGCCAAGGCCACCCAAACCGCUCCUCACAUUGUCGUUGUCACCUCUGGCCUCGCUUUCUCCCACCCGGAUGUGCUGAGACUCGUGGACGAUGAUGUCUUCGACGCGUUAAACGAGGAAGGAAGGUCAGAUAUUAGAGUCAGAUAUGCUGUAUCGAAGCUCGUCCAGAUUUUCGCGAUACGCCAGUUGGCCUCUCUCGCUCCAGUGUCUCAGACGGGGGUUGUUGUCAACCUCCUCAGCCCUGGACUUUGCAACACGGGCUUAGCCAAACACGCGCGCUUGUUCUUCCGAAUUCAGGUUCGCCUCUUGAACUUGGCGCUCGGGAGAACCCCAGAGAUGGGUAGUCGUACCAUCUUGCAUGCGCUUGCGGCCGGCACCGCCAGCCAUGGCGAGUACAUCUCCGAUUGCGAGAUCAAGGACCAUUGGGUGCCGGAAUGGUCCAAAGACUCUAGCGGUCAGAGGUAUCAGAAGCAGAUAUGGGAUCAACUUGUCGCGAGGCUGGAGAAGAUUGAGCCGGGUCUGGUUCAAAGAGCUCUUUCAACUUGA
Molecule: messenger RNA, 999 nt
Organism: Colletotrichum destructivum
Lineage: Eukaryota; Fungi; Ascomycota; Sordariomycetes; Glomerellales; Glomerellaceae
Product: Putative short-chain dehydrogenase/reductase SDR, NAD(P)-binding domain superfamily
Exons: 3
Coding region: 1-999 (332 amino acids)
Source: RefSeq, a predicted model, not a curated record